ACAAUUCGGGGCAGCUUGAAAAAUAGCCAGGAAGUCUGGCCAAGGCUGCGAGAGGGAAACGUAUGGCACUGCAGAGAGCAGGGAAGUCCAACUUGCCUGAAAUAUGAAUUUGCCUAGCUGCAUAAAUGAGACUUUUUUUAAAUUUUAUUUUAUUUUUAUUUUUUUUGCUGCUGUUGGGCCUCGUUAGGGGCAUAAUUAGUUCGGUAUGUUCCUGCCUGUGGACGGGGAGCUUUCAAUAACGCCGAAUUAAUAGCUUUUUAUUUUAUUUUUAUUUUUUUGGAUGGUGUGAAACUCCAACUCUGAAAUUACCUGCAAGCCCCAACUGCUGCCUCAAGUUUUGGAAGUGAAGAAUUACUUAAGGAAUUUUUGUGGUUUCUUUGUCGUUUAAUAAAAGCAGACGUUGCUACUGUGGAGGCAAGCCUCCCGUUGUUGCCUACAAAGGGCACUGCUCCAGUGUGUUUUCCCUUCAGUGUGUGCUUCAGCUGCACAGCACUUCCUGUUUAUUCAAACAUCUUUUUACCAUUCUUCAACCCCCGCUUCACAGAAACAGCCAGAGCACAUCUCCAGCGAGAAGACGGAAAUCUAAAGGCAGACAGUAAGAGCUCACUCGGUUCAACUCUUCGCUUUCUCUGUAAGCGUGCAGAGGAAAGGCACAUGCAGCUGGGAUUGAACUUUUAACUUGCUCUCUUCCUCCGCGGAGGCUCUUCAGGUGGCACGACAGCUUUUACUACAGCAGCAGCAGCAGCAGCAGCAGCAGCAGCAGCAGCAAGUUAGUGGAUUAAAGUCUCCCAAGAGGAAUGACAAACAACCAGCCCUUCAGGUUCCAGUGUCAGUGGCUAUGAUGACACCUCAAGUGAUCACUCCCCAACAAAUGCAGCAGAUCCUCCAGCAACAAGUGCUAACUCCCCAGCAACUCCAGGUCCUGCUCCAGCAGCAGCAGGCACUCAUGCUUCAACAGCAGCAGCUUCAAGAGUUUUAUAAGAAACAACAGGAACAGUUGCAGCUUCAACUUUUACAACAACAACAUGCUGGAAAACAGCCGAAAGAGCCCCAGCAGCAGCAGGUGGCUACACAGCAGCUGGCCUUUCAGCAGCAGCUCUUACAGAUGCAGCAACUGCAACAGCAGCACCUCCUGUCUUUGCAGCGCCAAGGUUUGCUGACAAUUCAGCCCGGCCAGCCUACCCUGCCUUUGCAGCCUCUCGCACAAGGCAUGAUUCCAACAGAACUGCAGCAGCUCUGGAAAGAAGUGACAAGCUCUCAUACGGCAGAGGAAACAGCAAGCAACAACCACAGCAGUCUGGACCUCUCCACCACGUGCGUCUCCUCAUCGGCACCCUCUAAGACCUCCUUAAUAAUAAACCCACAUGCCUCAACUAAUGGACAGCUAUCAGUCCACACUCCUAAGAGGGAGAGUUUGUCCCACGAGGAGCACUCACAUAGCCACCCGCUCUAUGGACACGGUGUAUGCAAAUGGCCGGGCUGUGAAGCAGUAUGUGAAGACUUCCAGUCAUUUCUAAAACAUCUCAACAGCGAGCAUGCGCUGGAUGAUAGAAGUACAGCCCAAUGUAGAGUACAAAUGCAGGUUGUACAGCAGUUAGAGCUACAGCUUGCAAAAGACAAAGAGCGCCUGCAAGCGAUGAUGACACACCUACAUGUGAAGUCAACUGAACCAAAAGCCACCCCUCAGCCCCUGAAUCUGGUGUCAAGCGUCACGCUUUCAAAGACUGCAUCUGAGGCUUCUCCGCAGAGCUUACCUCAUACUCCGACCACCCCAACUACCCCCAUCACUCCUGUCACCCAGGGACCUUCUGUCAUCACUCCCACCAGCAUGCACAACGUUGGACCUAUCAGGAGGCGGUACUCUGAUAAAUACAAUGUGCCCAUUUCUUCAGCAGAUAUUGCCCAGAACCAAGAGUUUUAUAAGAACGCAGAAGUGAGACCACCAUUCACGUAUGCAUCUUUAAUUCGGCAGGCCAUCCUCGAAUCUCCGGAAAAGCAACUAACACUAAAUGAAAUCUACAACUGGUUCACGCGAAUGUUUGCUUACUUCAGACGCAAUGCGGCGACAUGGAAGAAUGCAGUGCGUCAUAAUCUUAGUCUUCACAAGUGUUUUGUGCGAGUAGAAAAUGUUAAAGGGGCAGUAUGGACAGUGGAUGAAGCAGAGUUCCAAAAACGAAGGCCACAAAAGAUCAGUGGUAACCCUUCUCUUAUUAAAAACAUACAGACCAGCCACACCUACUGCUCACCUCUCAAUGCUGCUUUACAGGCUUCAAUGGCUGAGAAUAGUAUACCUCUAUACACUACUGCUUCCAUGGGAAAUCCUGCUCUGGGCAAUUUAGCCAUUGCUAUGAAGGAAGAGCUUAAUGGUGCAAUGGAGCAUACGAACAGUAAUGGGAGUGACAGUAGUCCAGGACGUUCCCCUAUGCAAGCUAUGCACCCCGUGCAUGUCAAAGAAGAACCAUUAGAUCCAGACGAAAAUGAAGGCCCGCUAUCCUUAGUGACAACAGCCAAUCACAGUCCAGAUUUUGAUCACGACAGAGAUUAUGAAGAUGAACCUGUAAAUGAGGACAUAGAGUGAAUAUGUCUGACAUCCUUGUCCUGAGAAUGAAGAUUGGAAGAACACGUCAAAUUUAGCUGUGAAAUCUCUCCAUUAUUGUACAGUCUGGAGGAUUCUCAGUCCAUUUUGACAACUAUGAAAUAUGUUAACUCUUAGUGCCAUCAAGUAUCCCAUUUGGGAGGAUUUUUGAUUUUUCUACUUUUUGUUGAAAAAAGGAAUUUGUACUCUGUGCAUUGGAUGGACUUGUUUGGUACUUGGGAUUUUCCUCUCUUACAGUCAACAUCAGUGUUGUCAAUUUGCUAAACUGAUUCACUUCCUCACAUUUAGCAGCAGACUUUGGACUGCAGUCCUGCCAAUUUUGGACACUGAGGACAUCAAACUGAGCAUGUACAUCUAAACUGCAGAUCAAGCCUUUGCCCAAAUUUUAAGGAUUCCAAUGGACAACAUAUUUGCACAGUACUGCAUGUUGAUUAUCACUGCCUUUUACUCCAUUUCUUUCUUUCUUUCCUUGUUGGGGUUUUUUGUUUUUUUUUUUGUUUGUUUUUUUUUUUU
Molecule: messenger RNA, 3109 nt
Organism: Gavialis gangeticus (Gharial)
Lineage: Eukaryota; Metazoa; Chordata; Crocodylia; Gavialidae
Gene: FOXP1
Product: forkhead box P1
Exons: 16
Coding region: 839-2578 (579 amino acids)
Biological process (GO): regulation of transcription by RNA polymerase II
Cellular component (GO): nucleus
Molecular function (GO): DNA-binding transcription repressor activity, RNA polymerase II-specific; RNA polymerase II cis-regulatory region sequence-specific DNA binding
Source: RefSeq, a predicted model, not a curated record